Messenger RNA from Alternaria arborescens, 5205 nucleotides. RefSeq lists its product as hypothetical. The record is from RefSeq and is a predicted model, not a curated record. The transcript has 7 exons. The coding region runs from base 1 to 5205 and encodes 1734 amino acids. Gene Ontology annotation, molecular function: protein binding; zinc ion binding. Lineage: Eukaryota; Fungi; Ascomycota; Dothideomycetes; Pleosporales; Pleosporaceae.
AUGUCUAGCAUCGCAUCAGACCAUGAUGACCAUUCUUCGGCAACAUCAUCAUCAUCGACAAGUGACGAGCACGACACGUCUCCUGCUGAAGAUGUUGACCCCGCGUCAGGCACCCAUGCCAACGGGUUGCGGAGCAGCGUUGCAGGUGUGAUUGAUCCGGUUGUCGUGGAGGAGGAGGAGGAGGAGGAGGAGAAGGAAGCAGCGGCGACUAUGGGCUUCAGGGCAAGGAUAAUCAUGUGUUUGCGAACGAAUUCGAGUAGCGUUGUCACCAUCCACGGUCUUCACGGCCACCGUGAGACAACUUGGCAAGCGCGGGAUGAAUCGAAACAAGAGACAGUCCGUGGAUUGAAGGAAUUCGGGUGGGAGCUGGGCUUCCGUUUGAUGAAUUAUGGUUACGAUGCUUUCAAGACGCUCUCGAAAGAGGGCAUCACUAAGGAGGCAUCAAAGUUACUGCGUACGGUUGCAGAUGCAAGGAAUGCAAAAGACAAGGCUUUGUAUCAGUCCGUCAUGAAUCCAGGAUAUGCCGACAUCGCCGAGUCCACCAAAUGGAUUUUAUUCAUCGGCUAUCCACACAGAUGGCAUAGCGUCUUCGAUAUGGAAGAGAAGAUUGCAUGGCUUUUCUUCUCGGGUUCAAAAUUACCCAAGGGAAAUUCGCUGCUUCACAUCAAAAGCCUCGCAAGGGCCGUCAUCGAUUGCAACCUGGCUUUCGUAGAGUCCAAGAUUCUUCUAAAGACGGAUAUCCUCAGUGUCCGAUCUACCCUCACGGACCUAAAUGAAUGCAUUUUCCCUGAAUUUGACGCGACGCUCGCGACUGGAACUGUAUACAAAUACGAAUUUCCUCAGCCCCAUGCGGCUUUGGCCUGCGCAGAGCAGAUUUCGGAGUUGAAAUCGACCUUUGAAUUCUUCAAAAAUCGGCUACAGCUAGAUCAUGGACUGGUGAAAUUAGCAGAGGUAUCAUCAUAUAUGAACGCACUCGUGGCACAGGCGCCUCCGGUCCGACCAGUCCUAUUCAACCGAUAUCAGAGAAACCCUCUGGCUAACAACCAACAAUACAUCAACUGGCGGGAGAGCACUGAUUCCAAUGUUUUGGUUAUCCAUGGGCAAAACCCAAGGCCAUGGCUUUCUGGAUCCGUCUUCGAAGACCUACUGAAGAAUUCCUCAGAUGAUGGGAUUUGGAGCUACUUCUCAUUUGAUGGGGGCGAUGACCGCUACAAGGAUACAUGGGCAUUCCUUUCAACCAUGGCCACACAGUGGGUAAGGACGGAAGAGGUUCUCAAAUCCGACUUUGACUUUGAAAACGACAUGUCUCGCUUUCUAGCACAGCGCACUCUUACUGAGGACGACUUGCUUGUGUUAUUGAGCAGGAUUCGAUACUUCUACAGCAAGGGAGAAAUGGUGUUUGUGCUUGACAACCUGGAUGAAUGCUCGGACAAGCUCUCUUCGUUCUGGCGUUUGGCAGCCGAAAUGUCAGAAUCGCGGGAGAAGCAAUGGAAAUUCCUGAUCAUGACCAAGUCGAUAGACUCGCUCGAUGAAUGGCUGAAGGGCUCGCCGACAAUUGUACUCGAGGAUGAAUUCUCACUGGAAGAUUUCGAUCCCUGCGUCAGGGAUGAGAUUGACUACGCGUUGCAUCAGCUCGAUGCCAGAUACGCAUCAACACUGUCAAUCGGCAGAUAUCGAGACGAUAUGUUGAGGAAAUGCGGUAAUGAUGUUGGCCUGGCCCGGCUCCUCGUUCAAGAUAUCCAGAACAGCCCCUCUUUAGAUGCUCUCACAAAUGCCCUGGAGAGGCUUCCGGAAGUGAAUUUGGAAGUUCUCUUCCGGAAGACUAUGCGCGCCGUGCCGGAAGCUAAGCGCAGUCUCGUGGCCAGGGCCAUUACCUGGCUCGUGUUUGCCUUUCGGCCCCUUAGUAUUGGCGAACUGCGCUCAGUACUUGGCAUAUCUGAAUCGACCCAGGAUGCAGAUGGUAUGGGGGCAAUGAAUGCGCUGACUGGCAUCCCAAUCUUUGAUUUCUCCAACCCGCAGGAGAUGCGCUUCCAACAUGCAGAGCUAAAGAAUCUGAUUCUCCAGUGUGACAAGGAGGAGUGGUAUCAUGUCCAGGCAACUGCACACGAAAUGAUGGCAGAAGCCUGCCUUGCAUUCCUGGGCACCACUAGUGCCUAUGAUGCUUUAAACAUGGUGUGCGAGGUUCGGCAUGGUGUUUUGUCAACACCAUGUGUCCGGCCCCGGGUAGAUGUAGCCACUUAUGCUGUGUGCUACUGGGAUCGACACUAUCGACUUGCAUCCAACAAGAGUCGUUUGAUAACACAAGUGGUGGAGUUUUUCAAGAGCAAGGCAGCGUUCCGGAGUUGGCAGAUGGCACAUUGGUUCAUGUCGAAUCCGUUCUCUCGGGUGGACCGUACCUAUGUUUGCCUACUACCGGUCGUGGCUUCCAUGGGCCUGGACGAUGUAUAUGAGCGAUGGAUACAAGACGACGGCAUGUCCGAAGCCGAGCAAAAGCUGUGGCUUCCGUAUGCUGUGGCCGAGGCGGCAAGAAACAGACAUGGCAGUUUGGUGCUUCACUUGUUACGGUCAGUGGAGCUGGACAGGGCAACAGCCGAGUACGUGCUCGAAGCAGCUUGCUCGGGGGGAGACGAGGACGUGCUUGUGGAUGUCGUGUCACACAUUCGCAAGACGGCGGUGCCAUCAUUCACAUGGCCGGCUUUUGUCGUCCGCCGCGCGGCAUGGAAUGGUCAUGCCAAGGUUGUGCAGGCGCUGAUAGACGAGGGCGCCGACAUCAGUGGCAACGAAGGAGCGCCGUUUGGCCAAUGCUCUCUGUAUGUAGCAGCACGCAACGGCCACGUCGAGGUGGUCAAGCUGGUGGCCAUGCACGAUGAAAGCCUUGUGACGGCGCGCGACGAGCAGGACAAUUCGGUGCUGGAUGCGGCGGCCUGGCAGGGAAAUGCUAACAUGGUCAGACUGCUACUCGAGAAGGGCGCUCCCCUUAACGCAGACGACGGCGGAGCCAUUAGCAGUGCAUGUGGCAUAGGCGCGCACGCUGCCGUACGCGUGCUCCUCGAACACGGGGCGCAGACAGAAACGAAGGGCGAUGGCGAAAGGUGGCCGCCGCUGCACAUGGCUAUCCAAGAAGGCGCGUGGCAGUGUGUUCAAGAGCUGCUUCAGUUCAAGAGCGACGCGAACCACGAAUGCUUAGGCGACACGCCGCUGAUGUUUGCUGUCAGAGCAAAGCGGCUCGACAUGGUGCAGCUGCUGGUGGAGCAUGGGGCGGAUGUAAACAAGCGGCAUGACGAGCAGACGGCGACGGCUCUGCAGACGGCUGUGAGCCAGAAGGGCGGGCGGGCCAUGGUGGAGUGGCUGGUGGACAAGGGCGCCGACGUCAACCUGCGCACGCCCGAGAGCUCGCCCCUGUUUGGCGCAUGCCUGGAAGGUGAUGUCGACAUGGUGCGGCUGCUGCUCGACAAAGGCGCCAAGGUGAACGACGUGUGCAGCCUGUGGACGCCGCUACAUAGCGCAUACAAGAGCGCCGCCGUGACGCGCCUGUUGCUCGAGGCUGGCGCAUCCGUUGAUCAAGUUGUGGACGGGAGCUGGCGCCCGCCGCUGUUCCUCGCGGCCGAAUGGGGCCAGACGGACGUAGUAGAGGUGCUAGUCGAGCACCAUGCCGACGUCAACCUGCCCUAUCGACCCGCCGACGUCGAAACGCUGUCCGGCUUCACGCCGCUGCUCGCUGCCCUCAAGGCCGGCCAUGGCGACACGGCGCGCGUGCUGCUCGAGGCCGGCGCCGACACCAGCAUUAAGCCAGCAAGUGGCAUCCAUCCCGUCUUGUACAUGGACACGACGGACUUGCUGCGCAUGGUGCUCGAGUUCCAGCCUGACCUUGGCCUGGCCGACCGCGACGGCGACACGGCCCUCAACGCUGUCCUAGAACGUGACACCGUCCAGCUGGCGGACGUGAAGCUGCUCGUCCAUGCCGGCAGCAACGUCGACACCACCAACACGGCCGGCUGGACGCCACUACACAAGGCCAUUGACAAGGACAAGCUGGACAUUGCGCGCUUCUUGCUCAAGCGCGGCGCCAAUGCCAAUGCCCUCGCCCUCGAAACCGGCGCCCCGUUGCACCUGGCCUGCUCCAAGGCCUCUCCCGCUGCCGUCCGCCUCUUGGUUGACGCCGGCGCCAAUGUUAAUCUCAUCGCCUCCUACCAUGGCUCACCUGCCCAGGCCGCCUGCGGCCGCUCGUUCGCUUUCGGUGUGGAUGUGGAGGACGACGACGUAGAGCGCACGAUACUCGAGGUCCUGCAAUGCCUUGUUUCCGACACCGCCACGAUGGACGUCAACGCCACCGGCGGGCUCUACGGGUCGGCCCUAGCCGCCGGUAGCCACCGCGCCACGGCUCCAGUCCUGCAAUUCCUGCUCCGUCUCGGCGCGACGACGGACACGUGUGACCAGGCCGGCCGCUACCCCAUUCACCUCGCCGCCGUUAGACCUACCACGGCCAACUUUGUCGUCCUGCGUGACGCCAACGCCAAUCUCUACGCACGUGACAACGCCGGUCGCACGCUGGUGCAUUUCGCCAUCGUGAGUGGGAAUCUGCAUCUGCUCCGUUGUGUGCUGCAGGCCACCAAUGGCCUACUCCAUGCACCCGAUGCCGACGGCUGGACUCCGCUGCACUACGCCGCCAGAGGCACCUACUACUGCCACUCCGACCUAGUCGAUCAGGACAUGCGCGAACAGCGCAAGCAUGAGUUUGUCGUCUUCCUCAUCGACCAGGGCGCCGAUAUCUGCGCUCUCACCGUUGGGCCUGAUGGCAAGCAGUCAUCGCCGCUCAAGCUGGCCAACUACCAUGGUGCCAAGCAAGAGACUUUACACCUGUUGACGCCCGAUAACAAUGUCAACAACAAUGCCAUGGCAUGGGAUCAAAUCUCUCACCAAUCAAAAAAGGCCUUUGAUGCAUGGCCGACUAUUUACUGCGAUGCUUGUCUCUACAAAGUCAGCGGCUUCCGCUACGAGUGCAGAGAUUGCUGGGAUUUCGAUUUUUGCUACAAGUGCUAUGCCAACAGACAUGUGCUGCACCCACAUCACGAAUGGAAUACCAUGGGCCAGGAGUUUGAAGACGAGCCAGAUGCUCAAUCCGAAGCCGCUAACCAAGACUCGGACAGCGAUGACGACACAGACUCGGAAAGUGAUGAUAGCUCUAGUAAGGAGUCCUCUACAUAG